This is a messenger RNA of Aspergillus niger, 825 nucleotides long. RefSeq lists its product as hypothetical. The transcript is spliced from 5 exons. The record is from RefSeq and is a predicted model, not a curated record. The coding region runs from base 1 to 825 and encodes 274 amino acids. NCBI's taxonomy places the organism in Eukaryota, Fungi, Ascomycota, Eurotiomycetes, Eurotiales, Aspergillaceae.
AUGGGAUGUUGGUGGGAGCAGGGACCGGUCAGUAAUAGAGACUCUAGUAAGAACGGAGGGGAAACGAAAGAGCUAAUCGCCCGGGGCAGACAGGAUAAAACAAAAUUAAAAAAGAAUAGUAGAAAUGGCUUAUGGAAGAAGAGGCUGGGAACGGCGAUAAAGCUUGCUGGGAAGAUGGGGAGGGGAGAGAUGGAGCGGGGGCUGUUCGGUCGCACACAGACCGUCACCGGUCGGACUGUUUGGCAGGAAGUACUUAGAGACUCAAAAGUAGGAUUCGGUAAUGAUGAACCCAAGCAGCCUCGCCGGAAUACACACGGGUUGAGUCACCGUGCCGGGGAUUCUAGACACUCCCAGUGGUUGCCAGCUCUUUGCCAGCCCGUGGCUGCAUUCCUGCCCGUAGUCACAGCCAUUCGCCUUGCCUUUCGCACAAUCUUCCCAGGGGCUUCUCGCAGGCAGAAAUUCUACUGGAUGAAACACGUCGAUGGGCCUGGAAAACUUUAUAUGGUCCGUGUAGAUCCCAACCCACAGCCGACAGCACCCGCCCGCCCCCCUCCGUCUCCCUUUGUCAAAAGUUUCGCGCCAAAGAAAAUUAGUCGCCCUGCUUAUAGUUAUGCUACAGUCCUGAGGAUAAGAGCUGAACAAGCGCUGGAGUGGAUGAUUCCGACACAUUAUUAUUCUUGUUCAUUCUGUGUUCUUGUCUUCCAUCCUCCACCAACAGCACUCCCGGCGCUAAUCCUGAUCCAGAGAGCACGGACACUGACUAGUCUGCAAGAGGAAUCGUCACAGCCAGUAAUCCAAGAGUGUGAUAACGGUUUACUACGCUAA